Molecule: messenger RNA, 752 nt
Organism: Triplophysa dalaica
Lineage: Eukaryota; Metazoa; Chordata; Actinopteri; Cypriniformes; Nemacheilidae
Gene: lyrm7
Product: LYR motif containing 7
Exons: 5
Coding region: 52-363 (103 amino acids)
Biological process (GO): mitochondrial respiratory chain complex III assembly
Source: RefSeq, a predicted model, not a curated record
GCUGUGUGCAGCGCCCAUAUUAAAUAAACAUUGACGAAUAAGAAGUGCGUGAUGGGGUCACGCAUGAAGGUGCUUCGGGUGUUCAAAGAUCUGCACAAAACACGAAAAGAUGUAUUUAAAGAUGACAAUAGAGCUAUGACAGCUUCUAGGUUAAAAAUAAACGAAGAAUUCAAAAGAAACAAAAAUGAAACAUCAGAUGAAAAUAUUAAAGAGAUGCUUAAAAUGGCCCGAUCAGUCGAGACCAUCCUUCGUGAAAAUGUAAUACAAGCAGAGCAUGUGGAGGAAAACAAAAUAUUGUUACGGCCACGGAAGAGCCUCCUGCUAGAAAAUGUACCUUACUGUGAUAACCCACGAAAAACAUAACCUGAAAGAUUUAUAUUUAUUGAAAGUGACACCAAUAAGUUUGUACAGGUCAUAUUUUAUUUUCACAACCUUUUUUAAAGAUUUCUGUCCUCUGCAAAUAUUUCAGAAAGAUGUUUUUAAUUUUUAAUGUUACACCAGCUUGUUAUUCAAUAAAACAAAACAAAACAUACAUUUAUUUCUCAAAGGCUUGUUCACUGUAAAAUUAAAUCGAAGGUCUUUGACUUAACGUCCAAAAUCAUACUAUUUUAGAUUUUAAAUUCCACUGAAGAACACAUAGCAAAGUCUAAUGUAACUCCAUCAUGCUCCAUAAUGGAACCUUCAGCAGCCACACUGUAAAUAUUUCUUUGGCAUGUUCUUUAGCAUGUUUAAUAAAUUAUAAUUCAAGCUUG